AUGCAUCGCUUCAUCCAACUACUCACCAGCGCCGUUGCCGUUGCAGCCGCCGACCCCGUGGUCACGAGCCUCCUGCUGCCCUACAACGACGCGCAGCCGUUCGUUGGCACCGUCCUCAACGUCGACGCCUCGGCGACGACGUUUGCCUACACCUGCGCCAGCACCGUCAACGCUGAUGACUGCGGAAUGGCCACGCACGGCACCAUUGUCCAGGGCCCGUCGACCUGGCGCAUGACGCUUUCCCAGAGCGACGACGACGGUUUGUACGCGCUCACGGCCGCCUGCGCCCUCACCCCGUCCAAGAACGUGGCCAGCUGCACCGUUUCCGAGACCGAAUCCGACACCGACACCCAGGGCUCCAGCACCCAGACGGGCACCACGACGAGCUACCUCUCCGACCUACAGGCCGUGACGCUCGUCGCCGGCCUUGACAAGCUGACUGGCGGCGCUACGCCCUCGCCCAGCACCGCCUCUUCCACCCCGACAUCAGGCGCCGGCGGAAGCACCGGCUCCCAACCCCCGAGCACCGGCAGCGCGUCGCAGUCCUUGACCUCGGGAGCCGCCGCGUCGUCUUCGGGCGCUGCGUCUCCCUCGGCACCUGCCAGUGGCAGCAAGACGGGCACGCCCAACGCCGCGCCGGCUGUGACCCAGCAGGCUGUCCUGGUCGGCGUCGCCGCCGUUGUUGGCGCGCUUGCGCUGUAA
Molecule: messenger RNA, 702 nt
Organism: Cordyceps fumosorosea ARSEF 2679
Lineage: Eukaryota; Fungi; Ascomycota; Sordariomycetes; Hypocreales; Cordycipitaceae
Product: Ribosomal protein P2
Exons: 2
Coding region: 1-702 (233 amino acids)
Biological process (GO): translation
Cellular component (GO): ribosome
Molecular function (GO): structural constituent of ribosome
Source: RefSeq, a predicted model, not a curated record